AUGGCCGACACCCAGAUGGAAUACACCCGACUCGGGAACUCGGGAUUGAAGAUCUCCAAGAUCAUCCUGGGCGCCAUGUCCUUCGGCAGCAAGCAAUGGCAAGAGUGGGUGCUGGACGAGGAGGAAUCAUUGCCGCUGAUCGAGCACGCCUACAAGCGGGGGAUCAACACAUGGGACACGGCAGAUGUCUACUCCCACGGCAGAUCGGAGGAAAUUAUCGGCAAAGCCCUGAAAAAGUACAACAUCCCACGCAACCGCGUGGUGAUCUUGAGCAAGUGCUUUUUCGGCAUCGACGACGAGGGGAAUUUCCCUGCGAUCUCGGCGACUUCACGCAAUGACGGCGCCUUUGUCAACCGCGUCGGCCUUUCGCGCAAGCACAUCUUCGACGCCGUCGACGCCAGCGUGCAGCGACUGGGCACGUACAUCGACGUGCUGCAGAUCCACCGACUGGACCGGGAGACGCCGCGUGAAGAGAUUAUGAAGGCGCUGAAUGAUUUGGUCGAGAGCGGCAAAGUGCGGUACAUUGGAGCCAGCUCGAUGGCUGCAUGGGAGUUCCAAUCCCUCCAGAAUAUCGCCGCCAAGAAUGGCUGGCACCGCUUCAUCUCCAUGCAAAACUACCACAACCUCAUCGCACGCGAGGAAGAGCGCGAGAUGAUCCCCUACUGCCAGGACAGCGGCGUCGGACUGAUCCCGUGGUCGCCGAUCGCACGCGGUGCGCUGGCUCGCCCGUGGGGCUCGCGCUCCACUGUGCGCGAGAACACGGAUGGCGCGCUCAAGUUUCUCGUGCGCAGCCGCGAGACCGAGGCCGACAAGGCGAUUGUCGAUCGCGUUGAGGAGCUUGCGAAGAAGAAGGGCGUGGCCAUGGCGCAGGUUGCGCUGGCUUGGACGCUGAGCCACCCGAAUGAGUGCCCGAUUGUUGGACUGAAUAGCGCGGCUCGCAUCGAUGAGACGGUUGCUAGUUUGAAGGUUAAGUUGUCGGCUGAGGAGAUUCGGUACUUGGAGGAACCGUAUGUGCCCAAGGCUGUUACUGCGCUGGAGCGGUAG
Messenger RNA from Penicillium alfredii, 1044 nucleotides. RefSeq names its product aldo/keto reductase. The coding region runs from base 1 to 1044 and encodes 347 amino acids. The transcript has 4 exons. Lineage: Eukaryota; Fungi; Ascomycota; Eurotiomycetes; Eurotiales; Aspergillaceae. The record is from RefSeq and is a predicted model, not a curated record.